Didymodactylos carnosus is the source of this 3237-nucleotide messenger RNA. The record is from the annotation of a GenBank genome assembly. NCBI's taxonomy places the organism in Eukaryota, Metazoa, Rotifera, Eurotatoria, Philodinida, Philodinidae.
AUGGCAGCUUCACCCGAUGUUGUCAAAAAACCUGAAACUGUUGGUUUUUUAUUGUCUAUAGGCGAAAUUAUUUCGAACGAUCAAAAAGAUGAAAUAGUAGCUCAUGUUAAACAAGGUUUAAAUCUAGUCGAUGAAAAAUAUUUACCGGUUAAAAAAUUAUUUGACAAUUUAAUUGAUGAUCCACAAAAUGAAUUUAAAGCUGAUUCCCAAUAUCGUCAAAUAACAAGUAAUGAUAGUGGAAUAGCUGGCUUUUUAUAUUUACCAUCGUAUCAAACAUUUUGUAACGUGCUCAAAGAUUUAUUUUCACAUUGUCAAAAUGUGUGCAUUAUUUAUUCUGGUCAACAAUUAGAUACAAAUGGUUCAUUCGUCUUAUCUGAUUCAUUGUUUUCUUGUGAAAAUUUUCAAUCUUUAGAAGAGGUGAAUGGCUGGUCAGUGAAUGAACUACAACUGAUGAUGCCCUAUGUUAGUCAACAAUGGGCGAAAUUUUCAACAAAUUAUUUACAAAAACAUAUUCAAACUGUAUCCAUUGAAGAACUAUCAUCAAAAACAAAAGAUUCUACGGGGGAUUUUGGUGAAAAUUUUUACUCAAAAUUUUCUUCGAUAUAUACACAAAUUGAUUUAGAUCUGUAUUCUAAAAUGGUACCAUCAACCAGUUCGGGUACACUAGCAUUGGAUGAACCAAAUCUUUAUGUUUUAUAUGGACAACAGGGAGAAGCAUCCUUAUUCGGUAUAAGAGGAUUUGUUGUACUUAUUAAUGGAGGUUACAGUCGCUAUCCAUCCUAUUGGAAUUUAAUUCGUGGUAUUCAAAGUAUUGAUGCUUGUGUGUUAACUCAUUUUGAUCAUGAUGUUUUAUCUGGUCUGCAAUCGAUUUUACAUCGUAAAACUAUUGUAAGUCCUGAACAAAAAUCGAUUAAUCCCGAUAUUGGAGCAAUAUUUUUAAAUCAACAUCAAAAAACAAAAUUAUUUUCACAACAAAAUAAAUCAUCCGUUGGUAAUAAUAAUAAAUUACAAGUAAAUCUUAAUCAAAAUAUUGAUCAAUUUUUAUCUGAUAUAAAACGGUUACAAAUUGAAACAUUUGAUUUAUGUAAACCAAGUACAAAAGGACAGUUAGAACCAAUUAACUUAUAUAGAAAAAUUGCGUUCGGUUCACUCGAUUUAUAUCCGUUACAUCCGACAGCACAAUCCGAUGUGGAAAUAACAGCGUUGCAAAAAAUACUAAUAAAUGAUCAUCCACCAUCUUCCCACAUUCCUUCUCAUCAUUGGUUAUCUUCAUGUUUUCUAUUGGUUUGGUCACCAUCAAAAUCAAGUAAACAAGAUUACGUAAGAAUAUUAUAUACCGGUGCAUCUCCACAAACAGUGGUAUUUGAAGCAUUGCAAAAAGUAAAAUAUUUCGAGUUUUUACACGAACCAACGUAUCGAAAUAAAUCAGGAGUAACACCACAAGUACCAAAAGCACAGAAGGCUAAACAAGCACCGCCGCCUCCACAAGGUGCGGCAACUUCAAAUGCAGCAACUUCAAGUACAACAACUUCAAAUACUCAAAAAGAGGCAAAGAAUGAUCAAACAACAGUUCGUCCAAAAUCACAACAGCCAUCGUCAACCGCUUCCCCAGGAAAGUCGACAACGAAUGCGGGUGGUCAAAAGUCAAAACACGCUCCUCAACCUCCGUCGACAGCAACAAAAGAAAAACCUAAGUCGGCACCACUAACGAAACAACACUCAGUAACAGGAAAAUCAACAGCACCACCGGCAACACCGAGAACAACGAUAAUAAGUAAAAAACCAAAGGCCGCACCUUCAAAAGGUGCUUCGAAUGAGGCAUCAAAAUCAGAAAAAGAAUCGUCCUCAAAAGGAAGUCAAGGUGAUGAAGAUGGGGAGGAAAAAACAAGUGAACAUGAACGUGCAGAAGAAGAAGGUGAAGAUCAUGUCCAACAUGAAAAUGGUCAUUUAUUAACUCACUUAGCAUCCAGUGUAGCCGAUACAGCAUCCACUGUUGUUGAGAAAGCGUCAGAUGUCGUAGAAAAAAUAACAAAUGCAUUUACGACUAAUAAUGAUGAAAAAACUGAAGAUGAUGUGCAAGAACGUGCUAAUCAUGUCGAAGAAAGAGCACUUGAUAUUAAGGAAGACGCCGAAGAAAAUGUUGAAGAACACGAACAAGAAACAAGCGGCCAUCAUGAAGGUUAUACAUACGAUGAACGACAAGAACGGAAAUCAAUGAAACUAGAUCAACACAAUGAUCAAGAGGAUAAGAUUGAUUCAUUAGCUGAUCCUGAUUUAAUGGUACCAUCAAAAGAUUUUGGAAGAAAUGACGAAAAGAAUGAACAAACAUUAAAUGAGAGCAUAAUGAAACGUCCUGAAUCUGUUGGUUUUAUGCCGCAACCGGCGUCACAAACAAACACAGAAGUAAAUGAUACAUUCGUCGUAAGUGGCCCAACAACACCGUUAGAUGAGACACAAACGCGUCAACCUCAAGAUGUUAUGACAACAAGUUAUAUUGACGGCAAUAAUGUUCGAAAUCCAUUUGAGGAAAAUAAUCAUAAAGAUGAUAUUGAAAUUAUUCAUCAUGAUCUAUCGCAAAACGCAUCAGUUGCAAUGACAACUGAAGAUGUAUCAAAAAUAAAACCGUUAGGACUCCCAAAGCCAACGAAUGAACCAUCUCAAGCCACCACAACUACAACGACAACUUCGUCGAAAAAAGCACCGGUAACAACUAAGAAACCAGCUGGUACAAACGGACAUACGGCAAAUGGUGGUAGUAGUGCAGCUGCGUUGAACACAACAAUGGCACGGCCGUCGAAUGGCUCAAUAAAUACAGCAACUAAUCAGCAACAGCAACAGCGCAAGCAAUCAAAAUCGUUUUCACCAUCUGCACCCAUAUUUUAUGUUGACGUUGCUUAUAUUCCACAUCACGGAAAUGAAAAUUAUGUUGAUAGUGAAUUUUUUCGUCGUGUACGUGCAAGAUAUUAUGUUUUAAAUGCUGUACAAAUAUCGCGACAAACAUUAGAUGCUCUAGUGGAAGGAAAACAACAAUGGGAUAAAAAAGAUUUACAGGUUACUAUCGUUCCAACGUUUGAUGGUGAACAGUUACGUUUAUUUUUUGUUACGAAUAAAUCUCGUUUACAAGAAUUAAAUAUAAAUAUAAUGCCAGCUUCGACAAGAUGUAAUGUACAAUAUGAUGAAAAUAAUGGAUGUCCAGCUGUUCGAUUAAGAUUUCAAGAUCAACAACAAGAGCAUUAA